GAUGUACAGCGGCGCAUGCAGAACGCUGCAGGGACAAUGGUGUGUAUUCUGUUUAUGGCUCUGCUCCUGUCUCAGGUUUCCUGUGAAAUGAAUCUGGACAAAUACUGGAUGUCCUGGAAAAUGGAAUUCAAUAAAGAAUAUGACAGUGCAGGUGAAGAAGUGUUCAGGAGAUCUAUUUGGCAGCAGAAUGUUGUGGAAGUGAUGAAACACAAUAAGGGACAUCACAGCUUCACCAUGGGAACCAACCACCUGUCAGACAUGACAGCAGAAGAAAUUAAUGCUAAGCUGACUGGUCUGAGGAUGGAGAAUGUUCUUCUGGAUACUAACGAGAACUUCACAGUACUGAGUGACUCCCCUGUCCCAGACAGACUGGACUGGACUGAGAAGGGCUUCGUCAGCCCUGUGCAGAACCAGGGUAUGUGCGGAUCAUGCUGGGCAUUCAGUGCAGUUGGAGCAUUAGAAGCUCAGAUGAUGAAGAAGACGGGUCAUCUGGUUCCUCUGAGUGCACAGAACCUGGUGGACUGCAGUGUAAAGGAGGGGAACCAUGGCUGUAAAGGAGGCUUUAUGACUAAAGCUUUCAGUUAUGUUAUACACAACAAAGGAAUCGACUCGGAUGCCUUCUACCCUUAUCAACACAAGGAGGGGUUGUGUCAUUAUUCUCCAAUAGGCAGAGCCGGCUCCUGUUCCAGUUUCCGGAUUCUUCCUUACGUUAAUGAAUCUGUGCUGCUGAACACAGUGGUUCAAGUUGGACCUGUUUCUGUUGGAAUUAAUGCUAAACUGGCCUCAUUCCACGGAUAUAGGAGUGGGAUUUAUUCUGAUCCUCUGUGUGACCCUCGGACAGUGAAUCACGCUGUUCUGGUGGUUGGAUAUGGAACCGAAGGAGGACAGGAUUACUGGCUAGUCAAAAACAGUUGGGGUACAGCGUGGGGAGAGAAGGGUUAUGUCCGGAUGGCGAGAAACAGGAAUCAGUGUGGAAUUGCCAACUUUGCCGUUUUCCCAAUUGCCUGAACUCAUCCACCAUUUUACAUUUAUUUUUCUUGCAUCACUCUG
Pangasianodon hypophthalmus (striped catfish) is the source of this 1050-nucleotide messenger RNA. It is a transcript of the gene ctss1, whose product is annotated as cathepsin S, ortholog 1. Bases 16 to 1008 code for a protein of 330 amino acids. The transcript is spliced from 8 exons. Gene Ontology annotation, cellular component: lysosome. Gene Ontology annotation, biological process: immune response. Lineage: Eukaryota; Metazoa; Chordata; Actinopteri; Siluriformes; Pangasiidae. Gene Ontology annotation, molecular function: cysteine-type endopeptidase activity. The record is from RefSeq and is a predicted model, not a curated record.